Hibiscus syriacus is the source of this 547-nucleotide messenger RNA. RefSeq names its product probable protein cornichon homolog 2. The coding region runs from base 154 to 492 and encodes 112 amino acids. Gene Ontology annotation, biological process: vesicle-mediated transport. Lineage: Eukaryota; Viridiplantae; Streptophyta; Magnoliopsida; Malvales; Malvaceae. The record is from RefSeq and is a predicted model, not a curated record. The transcript is spliced from 4 exons.
AAUUAAAUUAUUACCUGCUGUAGAACAAUAAACUUCGAAACUUUCAAAGGGUCAAAAACAGUACUUUGUAGGCUAGUUUUGGUCGGUUCUUCUGGACGUUUCAGAACUCAGAGCAAGCUAACACCAAUACUCCGGCACAGUCGAAUCCAGCUCAUGUGCUUGGCUGAUUUAGAGUUCGAUUACAUCAAUCCUUAUGACUCUUCAUCACGGAUCAAUAAAGUUGUCUUGCCAGAAUUUAUCAUCCAAGGGCUUCUGUGCGUAUUCUAUCUAUUAACGGGGCAUUGGGUCAUGUCGCUCUUGUGUGCUCCAUAUUUAUACUACAAUGUGAGACUUUACACGGAGAGAAAGCACCUAGCAGAUGUUACGGAGAUAUUUAACAUGCUUCCCUGGGAGAAGAAGCAGCGCCUUUUUAAGCUUGGCUACGUUAUCGUUCUCCUCUUUUUCUCCAUGUUCUGGAUGAUCUGGUCAACAUUAGAUGAUAUGGAAGAUUAAUCGGAGACGGCAGCUUUCUUAACUCAAACUGCUGCUGUGCAUUGGACAUUGGCAU